AUGGACAUUAAAUAUAAAGUCCCUCGUCUCACCUUUAUUGCCACUAACAAGGUGGGGCAAAAGAUCUACGAAUGGAAGAAGAUUGGCAGGCAGAGUUUACAUGUUGAAGUUGUUGAAGUGACAAAGGCAAAUGACAUUGAGUCCAUGUGUUCUGACUUGGUGUACGUCAUCCUGUUCCCUCAACUCCUGAUGGUCGUCCAUUUCAAGAGACACUGUAACACGUACGGGUCUUUAGCGGCCUAUAUCGUGGCAAUGCUGGUGAGGCUCUCCGGAGGGGAGAAACUCCUGGGUCUACCUGCCCUGAUACACUACCCAGGCUGGGAUGCGGAAACGGAACAGCAGUUGUUCCCCUUCAGAACUAUGGCGAUGACGAUGUCUUUGUUCACUCUGGCGUUUAUAUCCUGGCUGUCCGUGUACCUCUUCAACAAUGGGUACCUUAGCCCAGAGUCCGAUUACUUCAAUUGCGUCGUGAACAUACCUGAGGAUAUCCGCCGUGUGGAUGAACCUUCCGAAGCUGGAGAACAGAUGUCAGUUCUCGGAGGAGUACCUGGCAGAUUGUACGGAGCGGCCCAAACACUUGUAGGUCCCGAUGAAUCUUCUGGCAGGAUCAAUCCUGCUCUCGAACCAGACGAUGAUGACCUGGAUGACCCUAAUGAUGGACCAACUCCACUGUUCGGCACCAGUAGCGCUCCUCCUCCAGUCCAGCCAUUUGGCAAACAAACGGCUUUCUGA
Arctia plantaginis is the source of this 732-nucleotide messenger RNA. The record is from the annotation of a GenBank genome assembly. Lineage: Eukaryota; Metazoa; Arthropoda; Insecta; Lepidoptera; Erebidae.